Messenger RNA from Dentiscutata heterogama, 236 nucleotides. The record is from the annotation of a GenBank genome assembly. NCBI's taxonomy places the organism in Eukaryota, Fungi, Glomeromycota, Glomeromycetes, Diversisporales, Gigasporaceae.
AUGGCGAGCGUCUCUCAGAAUGUGAACGACGCAGAACGUCAAAAAAACAUAUUUGCAAAUUGUUUUUGGGGUAAAGACGAUGCUGGCUUCGAGGUACUUACCACACGUCUAAAACAAGCAAAGCAGACAUGCGAAGAAGUAAAGAAUUUAUUUCAUGAAAGGGCAUUAAUUGAAGAAGAGUAUGCUAAGCGAUUAUCAAAAUUAUCUAAAACUCCAUUUGGAAAAGACGAAAUGGG